Messenger RNA from Aspergillus mulundensis, 441 nucleotides. RefSeq names its product negative cofactor 2 transcription regulator complex subunit NCB2 (gene nctB). Bases 1 to 441 code for a protein of 146 amino acids. The record is from RefSeq and is a predicted model, not a curated record. Gene Ontology annotation, cellular component: negative cofactor 2 complex. NCBI's taxonomy places the organism in Eukaryota, Fungi, Ascomycota, Eurotiomycetes, Eurotiales, Aspergillaceae. Gene Ontology annotation, biological process: positive regulation of transcription by RNA polymerase II; chromatin remodeling; RNA polymerase II preinitiation complex assembly. The transcript is spliced from 3 exons. Gene Ontology annotation, molecular function: protein heterodimerization activity; core promoter sequence-specific DNA binding; TBP-class protein binding.
AUGCCGCUCGCUAACUCGACCGAAGCAAACGACGACCUGUCGCUUCCUAAAGCGACGGUCCAGAAAAUCAUCACCGAGAUCCUUCCCCCCUCAUCCGGACAAUCCUUCUCCAAAGAUGCGCGCGACCUGCUCAUGGAAUGCUGUGUCGAAUUCAUUACCCUGAUUUCCUCCGAAGCGAACGACAUCAGCGAGAAGGAAGCCAAGAAGACUAUCGCCUGUGAGCAUGUGGAGCGGGCUCUGCGUGACCUCGGGUUUGGCGAUUAUAUCCCGGAUGUCCUUGCCGUUGCGGAAGAGCACAAGGAGCAGUUGAAGUCCCGGGAGAAGAAGCAAAGCAAGAUGGAGCAGAGCGGAUUGUCUGAGGAGGAACUACUUCGCCAGCAGCAGGAGCUGUUUCGCUCGGCGACAGAAAAGUAUCAUGCUGCGCCGGAGGGCACCGAGUAA